Messenger RNA from Danio aesculapii, 1054 nucleotides. It is a transcript of the gene pou1f1, whose product is annotated as POU class 1 homeobox 1. The record is from RefSeq and is a predicted model, not a curated record. NCBI's taxonomy places the organism in Eukaryota, Metazoa, Chordata, Actinopteri, Cypriniformes, Danionidae. Gene Ontology annotation, biological process: regulation of transcription by RNA polymerase II. The transcript has 6 exons. Gene Ontology annotation, molecular function: DNA-binding transcription factor activity, RNA polymerase II-specific; RNA polymerase II cis-regulatory region sequence-specific DNA binding. Bases 1 to 960 code for a protein of 319 amino acids.
AUGAGCUGCCAGGCCUUCAGCACCAGUGACUCCUUCAGCGGUUUAGGCGGAGACACCGGUGCUGCCCUCCCGCUGCUGAUGCACCAUAGCGCGGCCGCAGACUGCCACCAUCAGAACACCAACAUCUGCUCCACAGUCCCCUCAGGUCUCCCAUUGGUCCAGUCAUCCAAGCGCUCCCAUAUGCACCUGUCCACUUCUGCUUUGGGCAAUGCAUCAGCCAGCCUCCACUACCCGAUGCCCCCAUGUCACUAUAGCAACCAGCAGACCACCUACGGCAUGAUGGCAGGAGCUCUGGCUCCACGUCUCUACAAGUUCCCUGAGCACAGUUUGGCUGGAGGAUCCUGUGCUUUAAGCCACGGCUUCGCUCCUCUUCCUCAGGCCAUGCUAACAGAUGAGCCCAUUCUAGGAGACAUCAAGCAGGAGCUGCGCAGGAAGAGCCGGACCCUCGAUGAGACCCCCGACAUGGACUCGCCUCAGAUCCGAGAGCUGGAGAAGUUCGCUAAUGACUUCAAAUUGAGGAGGAUCAAACUUGGUUACACACAAACCAAUGUUGGUGAAGCUCUGGCUGCAGUGCAUGGCUCUGAAUUCAGCCAAACCACAAUCUGCCGCUUCGAGAACCUGCAGCUCAGCUUCAAAAAUGCCUGCAAACUCAAAUCCAUCCUGGCGAAAUGGCUGGAGGAGGCAGAGCAGGCCGGUGCUCUUUUUAAUGAGAAGAUGGGUCUGCACGAGCGCAAGCGGAAGCGCAGGACCACCAUCAGUCUGGGGGCGAAGGAAGCGCUGGAGCGGAGCUUUGUUGAGAAGAGCAAGCCGUCAUCUCAGGAAAUUGUGCGGAUGGCCGAAGGUCUGCAUCUGGAGAAGGAGGUGGUCCGAGUCUGGUUCUGCAACCGCCGGCAGAGGGAGAAGAGGGUCAAAACCAGCCUCCAUCACAGCUCCUUCAUGACCAAAGACUGCAGAGCCUGAGAGAGAGAGAGAGAGAGACAGGAUUGAUUCACAGACACACCAAAGAGCACAUGCACUGUAAAAAUGCAGAAAUCCACACAUUCAUUCAUGUUGU